AUGUCUUGUGGAGAAAAUCAUGGUGUCAAACCCCCAAAUCCAGAACAGUAUUUGACUCCUCUGCAGCAGAAGGAGGUCACAGUGAGGCACUUGAGGACCAAGCUGAAGGAGUCUGAACGGCGACUCUAUAAGAGUGACACAGGAACCAAGACCCUAAGCAGCACAUUUGACAAGAUGGCAGAUGGGUUAUCUCUGGGAGAGCAGGUAACAGAGGAAGGUGCUGACAGUGAGCUUCUGGUGGGUGACAGCAUGGCCGAGGGCACAGAUCUGUUAGAUGAGAUGGUGACUGCCGCCACCACAGAGUCCGGUGACCUGGAGUUUGUUCAUUCCACUCCAGGGCCACAAGCCCUCAAGGCUCUCCCCUUGGUGAGCCAGGAAGAUGGCAUUGCGGUGGUGGAGCAGGCUGUGCAGACCGACGUGGUGCCGUUCAGCCCUGCCAUCUCAGAGCUCAUUCAGAGUGUGCUAAAGCUGCAGGACUCGUGUCCCACAAGCUCAGCAUCCCCAGAUGAAUCUGGAGCCGACUCCAUGGAAAGCUUCUCAGAAUCUCUCUCUGCCUUAAUGGUUGAUUUAACUCCAAGAAGUCCCAACUCAGCCAUCCUUCUGUCUCCUGUGGAGAUCCCAUUCAGCAAGGCAGCUAUGGAAGCCGGUGCAAAUCGCCUCAUGAGAGAGCUCGAUUUCAUAGUCCACACAGAAGAAUGGUUGGACGGCAUCCUCUCGCUGUCUCAGGGAGGCGUCGUGAGGCAGUACUGGAGCAGCAGUUUCUUGGUGGAUCUACUGGCUGUGGCUGCCCCUGUGGUACCCACUGUUCUGUGGGCAUUCAGUACUCAGAGAGGGGGUACAGAUCCCGUCUACAACAUCGGAACAUUGCUUCGGGGUUGCUGUGUGGUGGCCCUACACUCACUCCGCUACACGGCUUUCCACAUGAAAACCUAA
Molecule: messenger RNA, 933 nt
Organism: Apodemus sylvaticus (European woodmouse)
Lineage: Eukaryota; Metazoa; Chordata; Mammalia; Rodentia; Muridae
Product: syntabulin-like
Exons: 2
Coding region: 1-933 (310 amino acids)
Biological process (GO): axonal transport of mitochondrion; synapse maturation
Cellular component (GO): cytoplasmic microtubule; vesicle
Source: RefSeq, a predicted model, not a curated record